This is a messenger RNA of Apodemus sylvaticus (European woodmouse), 1782 nucleotides long. RefSeq names its product RUS family member 1 (gene Rusf1). Lineage: Eukaryota; Metazoa; Chordata; Mammalia; Rodentia; Muridae. The coding region runs from base 49 to 1449 and encodes 466 amino acids. The record is from RefSeq and is a predicted model, not a curated record. The transcript is spliced from 13 exons.
AGUUCUUCUAGCUUUUUGCCGCGUUGGACAGAUUGGCGGAGCUUGGGGAUGGCUGACGCUGGGAGCCUGCGGGCACCGCUGUGCACGGAGCAGUUCGGCUCCGGAGCCCCGCGCAGCUGCAGCGCUGCUGCCGAUGGGAGCCUGCAGUGGGACAGGGCUCCGCGCUGGGGCUGGCUCUCCCGGGCCCCGAUAGCGAAACCUGGGCAGCACGUGGGUGGAGGCGAGGGGCCCUGGGCAGCACUGACUGCUCUUUCGGGCCUCAGAUCCGUGCUGCUGCCUCAGGGCUUCCCAGAUAGCGUCAGCCGGGAUUACCUGCCAUACCAGCUGUGGGAUUCCGUGCAGGCCUUUGCUUCCAGCCUCUCCGGCUCCCUAGCCACCCAGGCAGUAUUGCAGGGCUUAGGGGUAGGCAACGCAAAAGCCUCAGUUUCAGCUGCCACGUCCACCUGGCUUGUGAAAGAUUCAACUGGCAUGUUGGGCCGCAUCAUCUUUGCCUGGUGGAAGGGGAGCAAAUUGGACUGUAAUGCAAAGCAGUGGAGGCUCUUUGCCGAUGUCCUCAAUGAUAUAGCCAUGUUCCUAGAGAUCAUGGCUCCCAUGUACCCAAUCUUUUUCACCGUGACUGUCAGUACCAGCAACCUAGCCAAGUGCAUUGUUGGUGUGGCUGGCGGGGCCACUCGAGCCGCACUGACCAUGCACCAGGCCCGAAGAAACAACAUGGCCGAUGUGUCAGCUAAGGACAGCAGCCAGGAGACAGUGGUGAACCUAGCGGGGCUUCUGGUCAGCCUUUUGAUGCUUCCCCUGGUAUCAGAUUGCCCAAGCCUCGGCCUUGGCUGUUUCUUCCUGCUCACUGCCCUGCACAUCUAUGCCAACUACCGGGCAGUCCGAGCCCUCGUCCUGGAGACCCUGAAUGAAAGCCGCCUCCAGCUGGUCCUAAAGCACUUCCUUCAGAGGGGAGAGGUACUUGAGCCUGCUUCAGCCAAUGAGAUGGAGCCAUUGUGGACAGGUUUCUGGCCAUCCCUGUCUCUGUCCCUGGGUGUUCCCUUACACCACUUGGUCUCCAGUGUCUCCGAGCUGAAGCAGCUGUCUGAGGGCCACCACGAGCCAUACCUCCUUUGCUGGGACCAGGCCCGAAACCAGGUACAGGUCGCUCUGAGCCAAGAGGCAGGCCCUGAGACUGUCUUAAGGGCUGCCACCCAUGGGCUGAUUCUUGGAGCCCUGCGGGAAGAUGGGACGCUUCCAGGAGAGCUGGCAGCGCUGAGGCGCCAGGUGCAGGCGGGUUCUAAGAAAGAAAGCUGGAUUCUUGUCAGGGAGACCCAUCAAGUGUUGGACACACUGUUCCCAAAGUUCUUGAAAGGACUGCAGGCUGCUGGCUGGAAGACAGAGAAACACCAUCUAGAGGUGGAUGAGUGGAGGGCCACAUGGCCCCUGACUCCAGAAAAGAAGAUCUUAUGAGCAGUGGGGCUCCAAGCCCGAACCCAGGACAGGAGCCUGGAGACCAGAAUGGAGCCAAGAGCAACAACAUUUCUGCCACAAGGGCAGCUUUAUUCUUGUAUAGGCAAGCUUCUGUGACCAGUUGGCCACCAUCUUGUGGGAAGUGACAACCCAUCAAAUGCACUGGACCCCAGGUAAAGAGGAAGGAACCUGCUGUAUUCCUGCCCUUUCCCUUUUCCGGGAUCCACUACAAGCUCCUCACGCUCACUUUCUGUGAGGCUCAGACAUGCCCUGGUGGCAGCUCAUGGUAGCCAACACACUUGACUUUAUGCAUAAAAGCCCCAGAGGAACACA